Molecule: messenger RNA, 588 nt
Organism: Fusarium sp. VM40
Lineage: Eukaryota; Fungi; Ascomycota; Sordariomycetes; Hypocreales; Nectriaceae
Source: the annotation of a GenBank genome assembly
AUGGCAACAAAAGUUUGGACUCGACAGACCGAAGCUGGUGCUGCGCUGCAAAAGGUUCAGGAAGCUAUCCAGAACCCAUCGGCAACAGCAAUCCCAAAGCCACCUUCUGACCUGGAAGAGCUCAAGGCCGACAGUGACUCAUUCACUUUGGCAUCAUUCACCACAGAAGAUGCCUUUGCACUUGGCAAUCUUCUCUAUGCCCGCCUUUACCCGUUCGCUACUGAAGGCAAGCCGACAGUAAUUUCAAUUGCUCUCGCAAACACCUCCCAGGUCAUCUUCCAGACCGUUACUGGACCCGGCACGGCACCUGACAACGAGCAAUGGGUUCGUCGCAAGAGAAACACCGUCCUCAGAUUCGGGUCCAGCACGUGGUUCAUGCACAACAAGUUGAAGGGAGAUGAAGUAGCAUUUGCUGCCAAGUAUGCCAUCGCUGACUCAAACAAAGGGGACUACGCGAUUCAUGGCGGAGCUAUCCCUAUUCGCGUUCAGGGGGUUGAGGGAAUUGUUGCUAUUGUUGUGGUCAGCGGUCUUAAGCAGGACGAAGACCAUGGAGUUAUUGCCGAUGUUAUCAAGAAUAACUGGAAAUAA